Messenger RNA from Monopterus albus (swamp eel), 3664 nucleotides. Its product is annotated as sentrin-specific protease 6-like. Lineage: Eukaryota; Metazoa; Chordata; Actinopteri; Synbranchiformes; Synbranchidae. The record is from RefSeq and is a predicted model, not a curated record. Gene Ontology annotation, molecular function: SUMO-specific endopeptidase activity. Gene Ontology annotation, biological process: protein desumoylation; proteolysis. The transcript is spliced from 19 exons. Gene Ontology annotation, cellular component: cytoplasm; nucleus. The coding region runs from base 943 to 2367 and encodes 474 amino acids.
CCUUCCUCUGCCUCUUUGUCCAAUGGGUGGCGACCUAAGAGAGCAUCAGACCGACUGUUGCUGCCAGAGGCAGACUCAGAGUGUCCAUCUCCACCACAGAAGAAAAGAAUUGACCUCAAUGGUUUUUCUUUGACUCAGAGCAUCUCUGUGGAGUCGGUGGACUCUCUGGCUGAGCUGCGAGCUGAGGAGCAUGCUGGGAGUUUGAAUUCAUCCUUACUGGGAGAGAGACCACGGAGAAGAGUCGAGCUCAGAGGGGAGGCUGCUGAGGGCAAGAGCGACAGACGAGACUCUGCUGAGUCUCCCCUGAAGCAGCAGAAGAACAGCUCGACUCUCUCUGGUUCAGAUCAGUCUUCAGAGGACGACUUCUUGGUUCCCUCCACAACCAGAAACAAACCUUCAGCAGGCAAAUCUCCCCCCUCAGACAUCCACAAACCCUCCUCCUCCUCAUCCUCAAGGACGUUGGUCCCCUUACUGAGAACGCCAGACCGGAGGAGGAGUCUGAACAGGACAGUGCAGCUUGCCACCAACACCAACCUGACGGACGUGAGGGAGAAGGAGCGACAGCGGUGGACGGAGUUCAGAGAGAGGAAGCUGUCGAACAGGUCGGCCAUCAUCCGAUCGCAACUGAAGAAACCCAGGCAGAGUCCAGCAGAAGCCAUUGUGCUGUCGAGUGAGGAGGAGGACGGUGAUGAGAGUGAAGACAGCGGAGACGGAACGAGGAGGACGUUAGGGAGCAGCAGCCAGUCGGAUGAAUCCUGUCUGGAAGACCUGGAGAAGGCACAGGGUCAACAGGUGGGGAAACAGGGUAUUUCUUCCAAAGCUGAAGCAGUUGUGGGCAAGCCGCUGCUGCCGCCACAGAGGCCAGUUACGUCGCCUCCAUUCCUGCAACUGGAGUUCACCUCGCUUCACGCCGGGCUAACAUCUGUUGACGCUAAUGGGAAGAUGAUGAUCACUGACAGCAGCAUCAGGAUUCCCCUGAAAGGAGCUGAGGAGGGGGAGGUGACUGUGGUGGCAUCCCAGAUUCGGGGUUACGGUGUUUGGGAUGGGGGCUUGGCUCAGGGCGGGGCUCUGCUGGCCGGUUGGGAAGGUCCUGCCCCCUCACUGCUCUUCCUGUGGGUGACAGAUGCUCAGACCAACCUGAUGCAGAGGGAACUGUCUGACAUUCAGGCCUCGUCUGCUACCUCAGGGCCACCGUGCUCCUUCCUUCUGCUGGUGCUGAAGGAGCAGUUGCAGGAGCUCCAGGUCGCUCUGCUGGCCUCCAUCCUGGACAUGAAGGAGUACAGGGAGGGCCACUCCUCCCCCUCCUCCAUUGGCCUGACCUCCCCUCUGGCCUGGACCGAUGGGCUGGUGCUCCUUCAUAGCUGUCCUCCUCCUGUGGACCAGCACCUCCUCAGACUGCUGGGACAGUCUACAGAGAAGUCCAGUCAGGUGAGACGCAGUCAGAGAAACAAGACGUCUACCUCAGGCUCAUCUGGUCUCCAGCAGCUUCCCACCAGGUUGAUCCAGUAUCCUGCGGCACCCAGUAAAGGCCGGAUCACGGUGACGAAGGAGGACCUGGCCUGUCUGGAUGCUGGCGAGUUCCUCAACGACGUCAUCAUCGACUUCUACCUCAAGUAUCUCCUCCUGGAGGGAGUCGGCGGUUCCGUGGCCAAGCGGUCUCACGUCUUCAGCAGUUUUUUUUACAAACAGCUGAGCAGACGGAGAGCGGCCGGAGAGGACAACACUCCCUCUGUCCCGGAUCGGCACAUGAGGCAUCAGAGGGUGAAGACAUGGACGCGCCAUGUCGACAUUUUCACCAAAGACUUCCUAUUCGUGCCUGUCAAUCAAGAAGCUCACUGGUACCUGGUGGUGGUUUGUUUCCCGGGACUAGACGAGGUUCAGCGUGAGGACUUUUGGAGUCGAACGGGUGGAGCCGAGCGAGCAGCUGGACCCCGAGCCUUCAGUCUGAGGUCACAGCAGCCACCGGAGUGCACCAAGCAGGGCUGUCAGAGGGACACCGUGCUGAAGAGGCCGUGCAUCUUGGUCAUGGACUCGCUGAAGCUAUCGUACCACGAGAAUGUCUGCAGACUCCUCAGAGACUACCUGCAGGUGGAGUGGGAGGUCCGGAGGGCUACUCCUCGCCUCUUUACGCCCGACUCCAUGAGGAGCUCGAGCUGCAGAGUCCCGCAGCAGGACAACAGCAGCGACUGUGGGCUGUACCUGCUGCAGUACGUUGAGAGCUUCCUGCAGAACCCUGUCGUGCAGUUCGACCUCCCAGUAUGUUUGGACAACUGGUUUUCACGGCAGCAAGUGCGACAGAAGCGCGAGGAGAUCCGAAGUUUGGUACUGAGGCUGCACAAGAGUCAGCAACAUGACGGAGAAAACUGAGACCAAAACCACUGAGCCGUUAAACCACUGUGCAAUAAAUUAUAUAAAUUAUUUCUACUAUGUUAAUACGUUUUCACUUAACUGUUAAAGUAUAAAAACUUCUUAGAGUAUUUAAUUUGGCUUUGGUUUUCUGUGCUUGUUAACAGCACCACCACCGGUAAUGAAGUGUGUUUUCCUGAUUCUUUACUCAUUAAAAUCUUAUUCCUACUACUGUGGAGAAGCUUGGAUCUUAGUGAAACAACCCGACUUCAAAAAGGAUGCCAGUUUGUGGGGAAAGAAUUUCUGAAAGUUGCAAUAAUAAAAAUUUCUUACAAUAGCUAUGAAAUUUUUUUUAUCUUCUGCUGCUGGUCCAGACGUGGGCUGCGAUGAAACACUAGUCGCUGUGAGAUGCAGCGUUAGUGCUCGUUGUGUAAGGCUCUUCUGGCCAGUGAGCUAAACAAUUAAUCAGUGAGGAGUCGAGGUGUCCUUUGUCUCAGCUGAGGUCAAAGGUCACAUUGUCACUAUUAGAGUGUGUUUGUUGUUUGGAUCCUCUCACAGCUUUAGGUCUUCUCCACCUCCACCCCUGUGCUCUACACCUGUUUGUGCGUGUUUGUAGCUGUGUGCGUGGGCUGGUUUGGCAUUCUCGGGUUUUAUCCGAGUGCCCCCUGCUGAGGAUCAAUCAGCUUACAGCUCAGUGACAGGAUCAGACUGGAGGGGGCACAAGGCCGAAGGAGAUUUUAGAUAUUUAGAGACAAAGCAACCACCACACCAGUUAUUGCACUACACACUAUUUUUACCAAAUAUUUAGCAUUUACAGAAAGUACUUUAAUAAAUGAAUGAAUAAAUUAAUUUUAGGCCAUCUGCUAUACAAUAUUACACAACAGAUGUUCCUAUAAUACUUUCUUAAGAUCAAAGAAGAAGAAUACAGAAAGAAAAAGAUCCUGACUGCCUCCUGGAUGCUGGCUCCAAAAUAAACCCAGGAAUGUCUGGAGCACAGGAAGGACACUGGUGCCUUUCAGUAUAAAGUUUCAGAUGCAGCAUCAGUGUUUGACCAAACAACUUUUAUUGUGUUUCACGUUUUCCUUGUGUUUCUGCUCCUUCCCUUUAAUCCUGUUGACCAAUAAACAAUGCCUGCCGCUGCUUUUCGGGGGGUGGCGGCAGCAAACUGACUGAUUAGUUUCUGUUGUGACUCGGAGGAAAACUGAGCUUUUAAUGUUGAUGUAUCUUUCAAGAUCUGAUCAAUGUAUGUUUACUGAACAGCUUAUUUAAUAAGAUAUAAAGGUAAUAUGUAUGAAUGUGGUAUAAAUAUUGUGAACAG